This is a messenger RNA of Chrysochloris asiatica (Cape golden mole), 2997 nucleotides long. RefSeq names its product Zic family member 2 (gene ZIC2). The transcript has 3 exons. The record is from RefSeq and is a predicted model, not a curated record. The coding region runs from base 307 to 1884 and encodes 525 amino acids. Gene Ontology annotation, molecular function: RNA polymerase II cis-regulatory region sequence-specific DNA binding; DNA-binding transcription factor activity, RNA polymerase II-specific. Gene Ontology annotation, biological process: regulation of transcription by RNA polymerase II; central nervous system development. Gene Ontology annotation, cellular component: nucleus. Lineage: Eukaryota; Metazoa; Chordata; Mammalia; Afrosoricida; Chrysochloridae.
CCGCCUGGCUUUGGACUCUUCCUCUCCUCCUCCACCUCCUCCUCCGCGCCUCCUCUUCCACCACAACCUCCUCCUCUUCUUCCUCUUGGUGUCUUCUCUCCGCGCCUGGCCGCCAGAGGCAGAUCCAGGCUGCAGCGGCGGAGUCGGCGGGCGCUGGAGCUCGGCUCCCAGGGCUGAAGCCUCCGCCACCACCGGCUGCGCCUAGAGCCAGUCGACUGCCGGACGCAGAGCGAGUAGAGCAAGACCCGGGGCAGCGCGGAGGUGCAGGACUCACUGGGGCCGGCGGGGCGGGCGGGCGAGCUGGCCAUGCUCCUGGACGCGGGGCCGCAGUUCCCGGCCAUCGGGGUGGGCAGCUUUGCGCGCCACCAUCACCAUUCAGCUGCUGCGGCGGCUGCGGCCGCCGCCGAGAUGCAAGAUCGAGAACUGAGCCUAGCAGCGGCGCAAAACGGCUUCGUAGACUCGGCGGCCGCACACAUGGGCGCUUUCAAGCUCAACCCGGGCGCGCACGAACUGUCCCCGGGCCAGAGUUCGGCAUUCACGUCGCAGGGCCCUGGCGCCUACCCUGGUUCUGCUGCCGCGGCUGCAGCAGCGGCUGCGCUCGGGCCCCAUGCAGCACACGUAGGCUCCUACUCUGGGCCGCCCUUCAACACCACCCGGGACUUCUUGUUCCGUAGUCGCGGCUUUGGGGACUCUGCGCCAGGCGGCGGGCAGCAUGGGCUGUUCGGGCCGGGAGCGGGAGGCCUGCACCACGCGCACUCGGACGCGCAGGGCCACCUCCUCUUCCCUGGCCUCCCGGAGCAGCAUGGGCCGCACGGCUCGCAGAAUGUUCUCAACGGGCAGAUGCGCCUCGGGCUGCCGGGCGAGGUAUUCGGACGUUCGGAACAGUACCGUCAGGUAGCCAGCCCGCGGACCGAUCCCUACUCUGCGGCGCAGCUCCACAACCAGUAUGGCCCUAUGAAUAUGAACAUGGGUAUGAACAUGGCAGCGGCCGCGGCCCACCACCACCACCAUCACCACCAUCCGGGUGCCUUUUUCCGAUACAUGCGACAGCAGUGUAUCAAACAGGAGCUCAUCUGCAAGUGGAUCGAUCCCGAGCAACUGAGUAACCCCAAGAAGAGCUGCAACAAAACUUUCAGCACUAUGCACGAGCUGGUGACCCACGUCUCGGUGGAACACGUCGGCGGCCCUGAGCAAAGCAACCACGUCUGCUUCUGGGAGGAGUGCCCACGCGAGGGCAAGCCCUUCAAGGCCAAAUACAAACUGGUCAACCACAUCCGCGUGCAUACAGGCGAGAAACCUUUUCCCUGCCCUUUCCCGGGUUGCGGCAAGGUGUUCGCGCGCUCGGAAAACCUCAAGAUCCACAAAAGGACCCACACAGGGGAAAAGCCAUUCCAGUGUGAGUUUGAGGGCUGCGACCGGCGCUUCGCCAACAGCAGCGACAGGAAGAAACACAUGCACGUCCACACCUCCGAUAAGCCCUAUCUCUGCAAGAUGUGUGAUAAGUCCUACACGCACCCCAGCUCACUACGGAAGCACAUGAAGGUCCAUGAGUCCUCUCCGCAGGGCUCUGAGUCCUCCCCGGCCGCCAGCUCGGGCUAUGAGUCUUCCACACCUCCUGGGUUGGUGUCCCCCAGCGCCGAUCCCCAGAGCAGUUCCAAUCUGUCCCCGGCAGCGGCAGCGGCUGCAGCGGCAGCGGCCGCCGUAUCUGCGGUGCACCGGAGCGGAGGCUCAGGAAGUGGUGGCAACUCCGGCGGUAGUGGCAGCAGCGGUGGGGGUGGCGGCAGCGGGGCUGGUGGCGGGGGCGGUGGCAGCUCCAGUGGGGGCAGCGGGACAGCCGGAGGCCAUAGCGGCCUUUCCUCCAACUUCAAUGAAUGGUACGUGUGAAGGGCCUUGGGCCUCUCUUCUUCUCCCCAACCCCGACCCUGGGCCCUGGACCCUGACAUAUUCAGUCCUUUCAGGAGUUAGCGCCAAGGGGUACUUGUGAUCAAUCAUCGUGUUGUUAUAAUUAUGAAUCUGAUUUUUAUGAUAACGAAAAUUAUUUUACCAGCAGAAGGAUUUUUAAGGGUAUGUUUUGGUUUUUUAAAAAUCUAGGCAUGAAAAGUAAAAUGUCACUUCCGAAAUCUUUGAAGACUAAAACUAUAAUUAAAAAAUUUUAAUUUAAAAUAUAUGUAUUGAACCAAACCGCCUGUUCCUCUCCAUGCCUACUUUCCUUCCACACCCUGUUCCCAGUUUCUGACAAGCUGUACAUAGCAAACUCCUCCUCCUUUCUCUGAGCUGGUUUUAAUGGAUUCUUGGUGUAUAGAAGUUUGUCUGUUUGUAAAGCUCCAAUUGCGUUCCUUCCUGCCUUCCCUCUCCUUCCCCAAGUGAUGGACUUUUUCUUUGCUCUUUCGUUUUCCCCGGGUUUUUUUUGUUUUGUUUUGUUUUGUUUUUUAAAGUAAUGUGAAAGAAAAUGGCUUAUUUUGUAUUGUGGUAUAGAAUAUUGUGUUCCUUUUUAUGAGGCAACUUGAUUGUACACUUCAUGCAACUACAGACUGGAAAAAAAAAGAACCGUGCCAAAGUCUCCCUUCUGUUCGUCCAGCACACCAAUCCAUAGCACACACAUCCUACCACCACCAAUGCUUGUGAAUGUAUUUUUCUGUUAGCUGGGUUUACAUGUGAUGUUUAGUGCUUUUGCAAGUUCAAUUUGUUAGUUCCUGUAUGAAAGAUUGUGGGGGGUGGGGGGAAAUAAACGUUGUGCGGUUAGCUUUUUCCGUAAUAACACCCUUCCUUCUGUAAAUACCCGUUACCAUAUUUAUCCAUUUGUAAUUAAAUUAUGGUAUUAACUUGCUACAGAGGAAACAAUAUUUAUAAAGAAUGUUUCUUAACUAUAAAUAUGUACACUUGUGGGCAUAAACUGUUUCAGAUUUUUUAUUUGAAGGUUUUAAGUGGUUUGAUCAUUUCUUGUGAUGUUUUGAGAGUAAUGCAUACAGAAAUAUAAUAAAAUGUGUUGAAACUGCA